GGAAGGUGCCCGCCGCAGUCAAAAUGCCCUCGAAGCUGCCCCGAAGGGAAAUCCCCUCCAAACGCUCAAAGAACAGACAGAUCUGCUCGUUUCUAAGCACACUGCCUUCGUCUUGAGCCCUUGAGAAUCACCAGCGUUCUGCUUCUCUCUCAUCAAGCCUGACUUCGUCGCAUCGCGUCGGACCCCCUGCUUCAAUCAAGCGCUUCGGUGAGGUACCUUAGCGCAGCCAGCUAGUCAAAUAAAGCUUGUCCGCCAACACACCUCGUGAGCUGUCUGUCUGAGACGAGCACGAACACAGAGAGACAGUCAGGCAGCCCGAGGGGAAGCUUCCCCUCCCUGCUGCCUUGCGUGACUGUCUGCAGGUGUGUCAGGCCGUGGUUGACGAGCCUACGGAGACAUGGACAGGUGAGAGACGACCAACUUGAAGCAGCUGCCUGACUUGCCGUGUCGUUUUGUCUCAUCCACUGUCUCAAUCUGCAGACGCGGCAUUUCGCCGUCAUUUGGACGACAUGAUCAAGCUCAGUGGGACCACUUCAACAGGUGGGAAGACACUGUUGAUGCCCGUGCAAAGGUCACGGUCACCAGAUGUGGUCGUUGCUUGUGUAUAUGGCUGGAUUCAGAGACCAAAUGAUGCGGCCACGAGGACCCUCACCACCAGCCCGUCCGCCUACCCCCUUCAGAGACAACGACAUUGAGCCGAUUCUGCGCGUUGACCGGUGGGCCACAGAGAAUACACAACGUUGCCUGGCUGCACAGGGCUGCCGUGCUCUCUCCCAGGGGCGUCGACCCGCGUGGCCCGUGCUCUUCCCCCCCUCCCCUGGUGCGCAGUUGGGUGCCCGCAGCAGUCGCAGUACAGCAGCGCAAGCCACAGCCACCGGUGCAAGCCAACGCAGGUGAACACGACAGACGGACAUGCAAGCAGGACCACCACGGGUAUGUUAAUGUCACAAAUGGCACAGCUAGCCGCGAGAGCCUGAAUGGCUUCUUUGUGUCUUGCUUCAGCCGUCGUCGUGGCCGCCCCGACGAUGCCAGCGACGAGCAAGAGAGUCCCCCUCGUCAGAGGCGCCGCCUCGAGCCACCUGCUCAGCCCAUCCAGCAGCAGCUGGCCGCCAACCACCCUAUCCAGCUCAUCCAGCAGCCUGCACCCCAGCAGCAGCAGCAGCAGCAGGGCCGGUCGGUGAAGCCGCCGAGAUACAUCGCCGUCAAGCAUCGGGGUGCGUUCACUAUGAACGCAUCGAGAAGCUGA
Molecule: messenger RNA, 1246 nt
Organism: Vitrella brassicaformis
Lineage: Eukaryota; Vitrellaceae
Source: the annotation of a GenBank genome assembly